AUGACGGACCCUCGGGGGAGAGACAGUGCUGGCGCCGUCCUCGGGGGUGCAGGCGGCAGUGGCCACAAUGUGGUCAUGGAGGACACUCAGGCUGUUAACUGGGAGGCUGAAGAAGAGGAGGAGACAGAGAGACCCAGUGACUCCUUGAGGUCUAGCUUGGAGCCCCUAGGGCGACUGCAUAUCUUCAGUAGUGCCCACGGACCAGAAAAAGACUUCCCACUCUACCUCGGGAAAAAUGUGGUAGGCCGAAUGCCUGACUGCUCUGUGGCCCUACCCUUUCCAUCCAUCUCCAAGCAACACGCAGUGAUUGAAAUCUUGGCCUGGGACAAGGCACCUGUCCUCUGGGAUUGUGGGAGUCUCAAUGGUACGCAAAUCCUGAGGCCUCCUAAGUUCCUGAGCCCUGGGGUGAGUCAUCGUCUGAGGGACCAGGAGUUGGUUGUCUUUGCUGACUUGCCCUGCCAGUACCAUCGUCUGGAUGUCUCUCUGCCCUUUUUCUCCCGGGGCCCCCUAACUGUAGAGGAGACACCCAGGGUACAGAGAGGAACUCAACCCUGGGGGAUCCUAUUGGCUGAGGACUCAGAAGAGGAAGUAGAUCCUCUUUCUGAAAGGUGUGUGGUGAAUGAACCAAGGACCAUGUCCUCCCUUUUGGCAACAGUCGUUCCAGAGAGUGAUGAAGAGGGACCUUCUGUCCCAGAUGGCCCUGGACCACCUUAUGCCAUCAACUUUGACAGCGACACAGAUGAGGAAGAAAGGCAGCAACCAGCAACAGGGUGGGCCUCCUCAGCUGCCACAAGAGAUGCUACUGCAGAGACAGAACAGCCUAAGGCCGUCAGAACAGAAAUCCAGGUUGAAAAGGAUCAGUCUUUGGGACAGGAGAGCAAUAGUAACAUCAGAGUCAAGAGAGAUGCAAGCAAUGGGGUGAUUCUGGAGAGGGGCCAGCCUAUUGGGGAGGACAGUGAGACAGAUGUGGAUGAUGAGAUCAUGCCUCCAGGAAAGCCAGCUGAGGGUCAUCUGGAAAGGUCCCAGCCUUCUGGCUUCAUAGACAGUGAUACUGACGUGGAAGAAGAGGGGAUUCCCACAACCCCAGCUGUGGUGCCCCUGAAAAGAAGGCAGAUCUUCCACGGAGUUAAGGCAGAGAGUUCUGGGGGGCCUGACCUGGCACAUCUUCACGAAAGUCCGGCUGGCAAUGAGACAGAUGUGGAGGAGGCUGAGGCCCCACUCACGGUCCCUCGGGAGCGAAGCCAAGCCUCCAUGGUGAGCCACAGCAACGUAGAUGACGAGGAAGGAGUGUCAGCAGCACUCACUUUGGCAUCUCUGGUGGAGAGCCGAGCCACUGGCUGGAACAGAGAUAAAAAUGUGGAAGAGGACAGAGCCCAACCUCUGGCUUUUCUUGAGCAGAGCCAAACCUCUGCUGGCAGAGACAGUGGCACAGACAUAGAGGUGGAGGGGUUCCCAGUGGAAAAGAGAGAAUAUGUCCCCAAGAGUCACACAGACAAAGUUCAGACAGAAAAGAGCCAAUCUUCUUUUGGGGACAGUGACAGAGAAGUGGAAGAAGAUAAGAGUUCACCUGGAGUCCUGGGGAGAAGUCAGGCCUCUGCCACAGUAGGCAUCAACACACAAGUGGAAGAGGAAGUGUCCCCGGGGCCAGCUGUCACACUGCCAGAGAAGCAUGAGGUGCCUCUGGCAUGCACAAAUCCAACAAACGUGGAAGCAGAAGGGGGCCCAGCAAAACUGCCUGCCGUGCGCCUAGAGGAAGCCCCGCCUCCUCCAGGUACUGCAGGGGAACCUACCCAGGCACAGAGAAAGGAAGCCCCGACCCCCAGAGAAAGUGGGGGAGAACCACAUGUGGACAUGACCAAGAACUCUGGACACAGCCAUGAUGAUUCUGAAGAUCUAGACCAACAAGCGACCCAGUGCUUUGUGGAGAGGGAGAGUCAGAGCCUGGAAGUCCCGAGCAUGGAGGAUGAGCCCACCCAGGCCUUCCUGUGUACUCCACCCCAAGAGCCUAGCCCUUCCCAUUGCAGCUUCCAGGCCUCAGGUGCCCUGGAUGAGCCUUGGGAAGUCUUGGCUACACAGCCAUUCUGUCUAAGAGAAUCUGAGGCCUCUGAGAUCCAGCCCAUCACUUCCCAUCUUGAGACCCAUGGAUCUUGCCCCUUUUCACCCAGGCCAACACCUCAAGACCAGCAUCUGGAAAGUCCAGUUCGCGCAGAGCCAUUGGGGAUCCGAGGCGGAGGGAUGCAGACUGCGGAGAAAGGCAUGGAUACACCAAGAGAAGCAGCAGGGAGGGUGACCCCGGAGAGAGGACCAUCAGAGAGGGAAAGUAAACUGCCACCAGAAGGAUGA
Molecule: messenger RNA, 2343 nt
Organism: Pipistrellus nathusii (Nathusius's pipistrelle)
Lineage: Eukaryota; Metazoa; Chordata; Mammalia; Chiroptera; Vespertilionidae
Source: the annotation of a GenBank genome assembly